AUGUUUUUUAAAAUACUAUUUUUUCUGUGUUUUUAUACAACCAGAAUAGCUCUCGGAAAGUUCUCAUGUUACAGUUGCAGCUUUUCUGCCACGAGUACAGACCAAUCAUGUCUUACAAUAGCAAAUAAUACCAGGCAGGUGGUUUGUCCGUACAUAUAUUGCACCAUAGUAAGGCAGGAACAUGUGGACCCUGCCGGUGUAGUCCUCAGUUUCACUCGUGGUUGUGAACGAGCACCAGUGCAUCUCAACCAUGAGAUCGUCGACUAUAACUUUAGGACGUACUAUAGAGCAUGCACGAGCAACCUUUGUAACAUAGGCAACGGUAUUGAAUUAAUUGCCGGAACAAAUUUAUCUCCAACACCUAAAUACGCAGGAGAAAAUCUUCUCGUUCCGGGGACUCGUAAUACAGCUUUAAAUUUGAAAAUUGGAGGAAUUUGGGACCGCAAUCCCGGUCCCAAAGCCCCACAACCCAAGCAGUAUAAAUGA
Molecule: messenger RNA, 486 nt
Organism: Arctia plantaginis
Lineage: Eukaryota; Metazoa; Arthropoda; Insecta; Lepidoptera; Erebidae
Source: the annotation of a GenBank genome assembly